Messenger RNA from Malurus melanocephalus (red-backed fairy wren), 5393 nucleotides. It is a transcript of the gene DNAJC15, whose product is annotated as DnaJ heat shock protein family (Hsp40) member C15. The record is from RefSeq and is a predicted model, not a curated record. Lineage: Eukaryota; Metazoa; Chordata; Aves; Passeriformes; Maluridae. Gene Ontology annotation, molecular function: ATPase activator activity. Bases 43 to 489 code for a protein of 148 amino acids. The transcript is spliced from 6 exons. Gene Ontology annotation, biological process: protein import into mitochondrial matrix. Gene Ontology annotation, cellular component: PAM complex, Tim23 associated import motor.
CCCUCCGGCCGACCCGUACUGUUCGCUCCUCCACGCGCCACCAUGGAGGGCGCCGCGGCCUCUGCCGAGGGYCUGCGYUACGCCGAGUACGCUCGGGCCCCUACGGGCGCCGGCAAGGGCCAAGCCGAGCUGGACCGGGGGCUGGCGAGAACUAUGAUAGCACUUGGGCUUGGUGUUGCAACUGUUGCAUUUGCAGGUCGUUAUGCUUUCCACCUUUGGAAACCAUUGGAGCAGGCAAUUACAGAGGCAGCAAAGAGGAUUUCGACUUCUAGUCUUUCAUCAUACUAUAARGGAGGAUUUGAACAGAAAAUGAGUAGGCGAGAAGCAAGUCUUAUUUUAGGUGUAAGUCCRUCUGCUGGCAAGGACAAAAUCAGAACAGCACAUAGGAAAAUCAUGAUUUUGAAUCAUCCUGAUAAAGGUGGAUCGCCUUACUUAGCAACAAAAAUAAAUGAAGCAAAAGACUUGUUGGAAUCCAGUGCCAAAAACUGAAACCCGAAGCCUUGGGUCAUUCAGCAGAUACAUUGUGCAAUACCUUUCAUGUCUGCUUGCUCUGCACAGUUCCUUAACAGUGAUUGUUCAUAUUUAUUGUCAUCAUUAAAAUGUUAAGAUUAUUUAAAAGCAAACUGUAAUCUUUGACAGUUAGGUAAAGUUAUGUACAUUAUUUCCUUGCAAGGAGCGGGGAGUUGGACUUGAUCCUUGUGCAUUCCUUUCAACUCGAGAUGUUCUAUGAAUCUGUCUCACUUUUAGUGUAUUUUUACUGAAUUAUGAUCAUUUACAAGCUUUGAAAAAGUUCUCUUAACUCUGUUUUUUUCAGAAGUACUUGUUUCUUUCGUUGAAUUUUGGAUCUUUUAAAAUAUAAUUUUAAAAACAGUCUUAAAUACAGGGUUGUUUUUUCAUUAGUCAAGAAGCAGCCCUAUCUUUAGGGUCACCAUAAAAUCUGUGACAGAGUACUGAGUCACAGGAAAUAUGGCAGAUCCCACUUGGCAAGUUUUCAGCACCAUCUUGUGCUUGCAUCUGCUCAUUCGUGAAUUAUUGUUCAUGGGUGCACUUAGAGAGGUGCAGCUUAAGACAAUGACUGAUGACAAUGACUGCUGACUGCAGCUUGCAUUAGGUGUGUGUAUKGGGCUUGGAGCUAUGAAGGAAGAUUCUUGGUUUUGGUUACUUCUUUUGCAUAUUAAAGGAACUCUGAAACUGUCUACUUAUUUACAUGUGCUUUUACUUCAAGUCAUGGAGUCAGUUUACUUUCUAGCAGUUGGGGUAGUGUGAGGGUUUUCAUGGCAGUGGGACUGAAGAAGGUGGAUCCCUGUGGCAGGGUUUAGGUAGAUUUUCUGGGCUGCUGUUGUCUAGGUCAGCCCAGUCACGUGAGCCUGGUGUAGGACUGAUACAGCAGRGAACAAACAGGACAGUACCUGCUGUGCACAAGGAAAGUUUCCUGGGUUGGUUCUCCAGUAAUGCUCACAUUUCUGCAUUAURCUUCAUGUCCCAAAGCAUACAUACCUCCCUCCUUAUGCAGCAUCUUAGCAAUCUAGUUCUGGCUUUGGGGAAUCCUGAAGUCAUGGAUUUCAGACUUUAAAGAGAACAAGUUUUAAUUGACAGCUGAGAGUAGGUGAUAUUUGGGACACUUGGCUGCUGCAGAUUUCUACCAGUAAGUUGUCUGCAGAUGAAGUAAAUCUAAGAGGAAACAGUCUAGUACAUUGAAUGCAAGACUGGAAAACUUCCUUGUCUCCWUUCAAAUUCUAUCAUUAGCAAACUGCAAACAGCUUGCUGAAGUGCUGCAAAUACAAAAUUUAGAUAUUCCAUUCUCUAGGUUAUUUAGCCAGAGGCUAGAAGCAGUUAAUAUGAGGUUGGUUGCAUUAAUUAUUUAUUCACCAGAGCAUGCAUUUGUAGUUCAUUCAGUGGUGGAUGUUGAGAUUACRUGGAUUUUUCCUGAGAGGAAGAAAAAAUAGGAAUUAUUUUUUUUAUCAGAUUCCUCACACCUUGUCACAAUUCCCUUACUUUCAUUAAAGGAAGAUGAAAAAAUUUUAAGUUGACCCUAAAAGAAAAUACUAAUUUUAGGUAAUUUAGAGACUUCAUUGCAAUUGGAGUGGCAAGACAUAGUGGCACAAUUUCACUGUAUAAAGCAAAAAUGACCGCCAGGAGAAACCUGCCUGGGAAUACUGUACAUAAAACUAAUGCUCUAAUGCAAGUAGCUUUAAUGAAAAUAGUUUAWUCCUUUGCAGUAGCUUUAAUUGGUUCUUGUUAAGGUGUAGCCAUAAAUUAAUGCACAUUUAGUGUUAGUCAUUCCUUUCAUCAGUACGUCAGUCUGUAUUUGCAAAAAAUAGAAUCAUGACCGUUUUCAUUUUGGGAGGAGACAAGCGGGAURGUGAUGUUCCUACUUUUCUGAAGUGGAAUCUGUAAGUGAUCUGAAUCAUUUUGCAAAAGCAAAAUUGAUGUGAAUGGUAGGUAGCAAAAACAUUCUGCUUAAUGAUUUUGAAUUGACUAGCUGUUGUUUUCAUAUAGCUAAAUUUUCCUGAGUAAAAUGAGUUGCAGAGCUCUCUCAAAUGCAUUAAAGAUGGCUAUUUGCUCUGUUCUUAAAAAUGAACUUCCCAUGUUUUUUAAGAAGUACAGGGUUUGUUUUCUUUUGAGAUUCUGCUGUCGAUAAUUUCCUUCCUGAUCGAAUUAUUUGUAUCUGAUUAUGGCAAAACACUUUUCUGCCUUUCAGUUAUGAGUUUUUGUCCUUCAUAACAAAAAGAAACAAAACCGAGUUUUAGUUCUGCUUUCUCCCCUUUUUUUUCAGAGCAGACUACUGACCAGUUAACAAAUUUGGUAAGUUAAGAAAUUAAAAAAUUCCACAGAUUAACAGGCUUGAGCUAUCUCUGGAAAAUGCUGCAAAAUGAAUAAAGCUAAUGAGUAGUGGUUGUAAAAGCAUCACACAUAGAAUAGCAUAUUUURUCUUGUCUGUUUACUUGCACAGCUUGCUUUACCUACUAAGUGAUGUUUAGAAGGAUGAAUUUAGGACAGGGAAAGGCAAAUCACAGAAAUGCUGCUCAAUUUGUUAUUGCUGAUAGUCAAUAUGGCAGGCUGAGGAAUGUCUUUGGAGAUUGCCUUGCAGAAGAGCACCUGGAUUGAUGCUCAGCUGGGCUAGGAAGAGCAGUAUACUAUUAUUUUUAAAAACAUAGCCUGGUAAUUUAAUCUUAAAAAUAUUCAGCCUCUUGGGACUAUUUUCUUURCAUGUCAGAUGCAUCUGUUUUUUGUGUAAGAAAAGUGCGUAGAGGUUGAUCUAUGGUGCAAUUUCUGUCCAUCAGUAGUAACAGCAACAAGCAGAGUCAUUUUUCAUAUGUUGCUUUAAUAUUCAGAAAAUGUUCAUCUGUACUUCUUAGCUUGGGAAUACCCAGGUAGUUUUCUACUUGGAUGAUAACUAGUCCCAGAUAUCCUCUACAGCUUCGUAAGUCAGGCAAGACUGAGUGCAUUUAUAUGGCAUUGCURUGGGAGAUUCCCAGUUUAUUUAAUGAAACAGAGUUUGCUCAUCUGCCUGGUUUUUGCUCUUAGUUGUGGGAGUUUUACCUGGUAUUUCAUCCUUUACUCUUGAUGCAGCGGUAAGGCAUAGGUUUAUAAGAAGACCCAGAAAUCUGGUUAUCUGCCURUGCAUGAGUGAAACUUGCAAAAUUUUGCUGACUUAGGAUGAAACUGGGGUAGAAUUGAGACCAUAAAAACAAAGGCACAAUUCACAAAACCUUUGCCUGAUCUUCCAGGUAGUUUUAAAGGUUAAAAUWCACUCUCCUGUAUGGUUAGAUUUUUGCUUCUGUAUAGGUGUAAAAUGACUUCCUUCUUGCAAAGGCUUUGCAACACUUUUCUCAUCCUUAACAGAUUGGGUGUCUGGUGUUCUUCAGUUUCUUGAAAAGCCUGACCUGGUAUCUGUGGUUAUAGGGUGCCUCGUCAGCCUGGGUGUGAAAAUCACAAUAUCUGAAGUGCUACUCAGGUGAGACUGGAGAUCAACUGGGUUGAGGAGGUGACAGUGCUUGCUCUGCUUCCUGCYGCAGCUGUGCUGCUCAAUGUGAGGCUCAUAAAGCCUGCAAGUUUCCUGGGCCUGAGUGCUGAGCUCCRGGCAGCUUCCAGCUGUGAAAUGAUGUCUAAACAACAUGUGGAAAUUCACCAGCUGAGGUAUUACUGACUUCCUUAAGAGCCCCACUUCCCACAGGUUGGUUUUUAGGGUCUUUCCUUUAAUUCACACUUCUGUGAGCUUCUAUAUGCUAGUCUGACUUCAGCAAGCAUUGUAAUAGACUAGCACUAAGUGGCCAGCUGAACUUCCCAGAACUUUUUAGUUGAAUUGUGACAAAGUGAAUGCUUUCCUUGGGUCAUAAACAGCAUCUUUUUGUGGGUAGAUUGCAACACCAGAUUAGUGAAUUUGCAUCAUCASCAGCAUAAUCGUGGGACUUUUGAAUGUUGUCAUUUCAACGAUUGCUCUCAAGCAAGAGGUUGUAUGUGUAUGUACAUGUAUGUAUAAGCACGCACAGGUUUGUACACUUACACAUGGCUUUUCAGGAUCCUGUGUGAAAUUUUGCAYCUGUGUUGGGUGCAAAACACACUUUUUUAAAAAUAAUACUUUUCUUGAUUUUUUUUUUUUACUAAAUUUUCCAAAUCAAAUCAAGACAGCAAAAAUAAUGCUAAAGUAAAUUGCACAUCUUAAUUUAAUUAUGUACAUUAAUAGGAAGCCAGUUUAAAAARAAAAUCAACACACAUUGYCCAAUUGUCUCUAAUUUUUGCAUUUUAUUGAGUUUAUUCUCAGUUUUGCUCUGGUAUGGAUACAUACAAUGUAGUUAUGAGUCUUUUAAAGCAAUAGUGUUCUUCUGUCGUACUGUAUUUGUAUAAGGUCCACGUACCCAGCUUUUUUUAAAGGAGGCAAAAGUAAAAAAGACAGCUUUUCKGGAUGUUGCCCAAAUAAAAAUUUCUGUUUUCAAAUGAUUAAAAUUUCAGCCUCAUUUAAAAUAUACUUUUGUAUUUUACUCUGGGGGCAUUGAGUAGGAGGGAGGGAAUUCUAAAUCGUUAUUUGAUGUCUUACUGAUUGUGAAUGGUCAAUGAACCAUGGACUGAGAAACUCCUCUCGUGAAUACUUAAAUUGUAAGCCUAGUUAGCAAUACACCUACUUCCUUUAUUAUUAGGAAAUCACAAAAYUAUACUUAGAAUGAGAAGUGUCAUUUUGACAAUGGUAACAUCAUCAGAUUAAUAUUCUUAAGAUUUUUCAAGAGGUAGUUAUGGUACACAGAGUAAUUGCUCUACAGCUUCAUGUGACAUUAAAAYGCCUCUACUGUGCUUUUGCAAUUUCCUUAUUUAUAUACUGGCUUAUACAAGGAGAGGUUAAUUAGGAGGAUUUUUUUUUUAAUAUGGCAAAUAUUUUAUCUAAUAAAUGCUUGUUU